Molecule: messenger RNA, 827 nt
Organism: Drosophila ananassae
Lineage: Eukaryota; Metazoa; Arthropoda; Insecta; Diptera; Drosophilidae
Gene: robl62A
Product: dynein light chain roadblock-type 1
Exons: 1
Coding region: 116-430 (104 amino acids)
Biological process (GO): microtubule-based movement
Cellular component (GO): cytoplasmic dynein complex; centrosome; cytoplasm
Molecular function (GO): dynein intermediate chain binding
Source: RefSeq, a predicted model, not a curated record
ACAUACUUCAGAGCCGCAUCAACUCCGUCAGGACACGGAUCGGAAAUUUUAAUCGACUAUUAUAUUAUUUGUACAAUUUUAAAUUUAGUUUUUGUAAUUUUUACAUUUUGUCACGAUGUCGAAGAUCUAUCUCAAGGCCAUGGAGGAGGUGGUGCAGCGCAAUAUGGAGAACACGAACCGUAUUAUGGAACAGGCCCAAGGAUACGUGGUCUCUGAGAACGUUACCGAUACUCUGCUCCACACAUCCUUUGAUCUGACCACCGCCCAGGGAAUUGUGAAGCACAUGCAUGCCAGUUUUUUGAGGCUGGCCCAGAGUGGAGUUCGCGACAUCGAUCCCGAGGAUAGCUUGUGCUUCCUGCGCGUGCGCACCCGAAAAUUUGAGUUUCUAGUUGCUCCCGAACAAUAUUUUACAGUGACCGCAGUGCUUUAAGCCCAUUGACCCGUCGAAGGGUUAAUAGGGUUGUUGGCCGCAGGUGGCCACAAUAAAAUGGACAUUACUGUACUCCCCCCUGAAACAUAUACAGUCACAUCCACUACUCUUAUACCAGGCGAGUGCUGUUCUGCUCGCCCCCUUCGUGGGAGUUAUCGUUGGCAAAUCGGCAGCAUAAAUCUCCAACUAACCCGAAAACUAAACGAGCCAUAAAAUUAUGAACAGAAUCUUUAUGCGUGUGACUGGCGAAACUAAAUGUUUAUUAUGUAAUUAAGAUGUUAGCAAAGAUGCCAUCCAAGCAAAGUCCGCACAUAAAACAGAAGCAGCAGCCGGAGCAGCAGCACUAGCACCAACAAUAACAACAUGUAAAAUAAAGCGGGCUUAAAAAAAAAGCAGA